This is a messenger RNA of Leucoraja erinaceus (little skate), 6337 nucleotides long. Its product is annotated as tetratricopeptide repeat protein 34-like. Gene Ontology annotation, molecular function: protein binding. The coding region runs from base 69 to 2558 and encodes 829 amino acids. The transcript has 7 exons. The record is from RefSeq and is a predicted model, not a curated record. Lineage: Eukaryota; Metazoa; Chordata; Chondrichthyes; Rajiformes; Rajidae.
GCGAGGACAGCGCGUGCGCAGCGCGGCCUCGCGACAGUCAUGUGGACAGCGCGUGCGCAGCGCGACAGAUGGCGGAGCUGCCGGUGGUGGAGAGCGCGGGAAGUGAGGGGCCGCCGCCCGGCCUCCCCGACUCCAGCCCUCGGUACCGCACCUCCGGCCUGGUCAGCCGGGCCGCCGCCCAGUUCGCCAUGGGCAGUCACCAGGGGCAGGUCAUUGGUAACCUGGCCUCGGCCUUCGAGAAGGACCCGGUGCUCGCCAGGAAACACCUGGAGCGGCUCUUCUCCCCGCCAGCCGCCGCCGCCCUCCUCCAGCAGGUCAAGCGCUUCAUCGAAGCCCAACUGGCUGAGUACCGGGAGACAGUGCGCCGCAGGCCGGACCUCCGGUCGGACACUGGCUCCGACCUCUUGCUACCCGUCCUCGACGCCCUGCAGCUGCAGAUGCAGCUGGACACCCAGGCCGGCCGGGACACGCGGAUCCGCCUGGCCGACUGCCGGCUGCUGACUGGCGAUGUCCGCGGCUCGCUGGCACUCUGCCAGAGCCUGGCCACUGCCGAGCGGGGCUCCUCCUAUCCCCUCACCGUGCUGGCACUCCGCGCCAUCUGCCACCUACACGCCGGCGAGCAGGCUCUGGCUCUCGCCGACUGCCAGGCCAUCGUGGAGCACGAGUUGCCGCAUCCCGACACUUGCGUCCGGGCCAUGUGCGGCCGCGGCCUGUUGAGGCUAAUGGACGGCAAGCCCUACCUCGCGGCGUUAGACUACAUCACUGCGAGCCGGUUGCGGCUGAAUGAGACCGCAUUCUUCGUCAAGGCCUACGUGCCGUGGAACCAACGAGGUCUCUUGUACAAGGUGCUUCAGGAGGAGGGAGAGAAGAUGGUGCGGAAGAAGCUGUGCAAUCCAGCCUCCGGCAGCAGACUCCGCAGGAAGGCGGUAGAGACGACAGCCCACGCUUGUUCCAACAAAGAAAGAGAUGCACUGGGUGUCCAUUAUUUGGCUUUGUUGCUGUUAGAGCUGGAGCCAACAGACGAGGUUUCCCGAAUUUUAUAUGCAGAUGCUCUCUACCAACUAGGCCGAAUAGAAGAGGCUCAUAAAACAUUGCUGGUAUCACUUGGGAUGAACUCUUGGUGUUCCCCGGUCUUGGCUCGGCUCGCCCUUCUUCAGUUGAAGAAAAGCUGUACAGGUGAAUCCAAUCAGUUGAUAAAGAAAAUUCUUAAGAUUGGGGAUACCUCCUGUCUUCUGCCUAUAAUGGACAUCUUUAAAGAAGAAGAUCGAGACCUACUACAGCAACAUUGUCAUACCAGUGCCAUGUCAAUCCUACAAAAUAAGGAAGGUGACACCUAUGUAAAAGAAGCAGUGGCAUAUCUAUCUUUAGCUAUCAUAACAUCAGGGGGCAUUGAUGAAGCUUCAUUACUCACUAGAGCUCGAUGCUAUGCAUAUCUUAAUCAGAAAAAAACAGCAAUCUUUGACUUUGGCACUAUCUUAAAGGCAAACCCAGCCCAUGUGCAUGCACGAUGUGGACGUGCCUUCAUGUAUGUAGUCCUAAAUAAGCAAAAGGAAGCAAUUCAAGACAUUGCAGAAGCCUUGCAAAGAGAUCAGAAGUUGGCCAUACAAGAAAUCUCAUCUCUGAAGCUGGAAGCUCAAAGUCUGAUUUGCUGUUGGCUGCAUGAAUAUUGUGUUAAUGCCCUGACUGGAAUGGUGGAUGUCGAGGAAAAGAUCUUCGGUGAAGAUGAUGUUAAUCUACCUGCAAUUGGCCAAUCUCUACUCUUGAUCAAUGGCAAAAAUUCAACCUGGCACAUCCUGUACAUUGAUAUAUUGAUUGCAAAAGAAAUGUAUGAUGAUGCCUUGAAACAUCUGCAGGAUAAUUUUGGGCAACCUCCUAAUGAUGAUGCUGCCAUGUCCAGGCAUGGGCUCAUUCAGAUGAAGAUGAAGAAUGCACAGCUUGCCGUUCCGAAUCUGAGCAUUCUUGCGGAAAAGGAUAACAAAGCUUUGGAAUUUCUGUUAAAAUACCUGGAUAACAAACAACUUCAUACUGUAGUUCAGAUCGCAUCACAGGAAGCCAUUGCAUUGGCCAAAGGGAAUCAACAGGAGAAAGCACUGAAACACUAUACACUAGCUGUCCUUGCAAGUAAAAAUAAAGCCAAAUAUGUUCGUCUGCGUGCAGCAUGUCUAAUCAGACUGAAGCAAUAUGAAAGGGCCCUAAAGGACCUGCAUGAGGUCGUCAUAAGAAGCACCAACAGAAACUCCUCAGACUUGGUAGAAGAUUAUUGUUCCAUAGGACAUAUUCAACUCCUUACCCUGAGGGAUGAAGAGGCUUGUGCGAACUAUAUAAAAGCCUUGCAGUUAGACCAGUCUUUAGCAUUAACCAACAUCUCCAGUAGGCCAGGGCAGUUCAGCUUGUCUCAACACUUCCAGCGAAAUGCUCUCCGAAACUUUGAACAGCAGCGUUAUGAAGAAGCUUGGAAUGCAGCAGAAUAUGGACUGAUGAUUGAUGAAAAUAACAGCGAAUUGAAGAAACUGAAAACUAGGAUUAAGCGAGAGGCAUCAGGAUGUAUUGUUCAUUAGUAUUGUACAUCAUUCAAUAAUUAACAAAAUAUUUAGACAAUGUGCCUUUAUGGUGGCAUACUGUAACUCCAUGAAAGGCUGAGGUCAAAAUCGGAAUUCUAGUAAUUACAAAUUUUUGGUAUAGAUUGCAGAUUGAGCUGGAACUGACAGUAUUAAGAAUAAUUGUGAGCAUGAUAUGAGGAAACAGAAACAUUUAAAAGACAAUGCCUUUAUGUAAAUUGCCAGAUCAGAAUUUUCUUUCAACAAACUUGAAUUCAAUUUUUCUUUGAACUGGUUUGGACGGUAUGUCAGAAUAUUGUUUGAUGCUGCACUUCCGGUGAAAUUAUGAGAAUGCAAUGCCAAGGAACUCUCCUAAGUUUCAUUGCAAUUCAAUUUUAAGAUGUUUUAAUCCACAUUUAAACAGGAUAUAGGGCCUGGUUUCAAGUUAACACAAGGCUAAAGAAAGCCUUUCAACAGGCUACCCGCUUUACAUUCAUAUGGGCAGUCAUUUGUGGUCUAUUCACUUGUUAGAAAUUUAGCACUGAUCUUUAUAUAAUAUUACUUUUUAAAUAUGGUAAUUUUAAUUUGCUCUUGCCAUUAAAAUGCCUGACAUUCACUUUUAAAGGGCUGUGUUGGUAUAACUGAAGGAAAGGUUGAAUGACACUGAAGUCUGAAAGAGUAUGCAUAGGAGGAUAAACUGGUGAGUACCAUUGGAGUCUAAAGUUGGCCCCUUCAUUAAAAUUGUUUCCUUCUUGUACAUUUUACUAGAAUGUUGCCUGGGUUUCAGCAACUAAGUUACAGAGAAAGGUUGAACAAGUUAGGUCUUUAUUCUUUGGAGCACAGAAGGUUAAGGGGGGACAUGAUAGAGGUCUUUAAAAUGAUGAGAGGGAUAGACAGAGUUGACGUGGAUAAACUUUUUCCAUUGAGAGUAGGGAAGAUUCAAACAAGAGGACAUGAUUUGAGAAUUAAGGGACAGAAGUUUAGGGGUAACAUGAGGGGGAUCUUCUUUACUCAGAGAGUGGUAGCUGUGUGGAAUGAGCUUCCAGUGGAAGUGGUGGAGGCAGGUUCGAUUUUAUCAUUUAUAAAUAAAUUGGAUAGGUAUAUGGACAGGAAAGGAAAGGAGGGUUAUGGUCUGAGUGCAGGUAGAUGGGAAUAGGGGAGAAUAAGUGUUCGGCACGGACGAGAAGGGCCGAGAUGGCCUGUUUCCGUGCUGUAAUUGUUAUAUGGUUAUAUAGUUAUAUUUUGGUCCUUUGUAUUGAACACAUAGGCACUCUUUCACCUGGGGUCUUUUAGCACAGGGGAAGAGAUUGUGAAUAUUGCUAUUACAUAUAUACUUUUUAUUAUGUACAAUAAACUGCAUGUUUAAUUAAUUUUAUUAAAUUAUAAUUUUGCUGGAUUAGUAAUUGAAUUUGGAAAUCCAACAAAAGUAAUAUAUGAUUUAAUAUACAUAAUUAACUUCUUGGAAACAAGUUACAAGGACAAAUAGUUUAAAUGUAAAAUUGAUGUGCUGUGUUAGAUUUUUAAAUAAAACGUUUUUAUUAUUCUGCUUUCUUUUUUCCUGAAUUUCGAUAUUUCCCUUCAGUAGGCUUAAGUAUUUUUUUCCAGAGGUGUCAACAGCAUCAAUACAUCAAUACCAUGUUGCUGAUCUUCAUGUGAUUCCUGAGACCUGAUGUUAGCAGGGCAUUCAGUGGCAGGAGAUGUUACAGAGGGGCUGGACCCUGGCCUUGCUUGGAUAUUCACUCUCACACAUUUUUUUGCAGUAGUCGCUGGUCAGCAAUCAGUUAUUCAAUUGUUCCUGUAGAAUUUUCACGAUGACAGAGAAAUUUCAAAACAAUUUACCUUGAAAAUGUCACCGUUAAUUGUUUCCUACCUUAAGAAUAAAAAUAUUCAUGAUGGAAUUCAUAGUAGAUUGUAUUGUAAAUGUUGAGCAGAAGAGUUGUGGUUUUAAGGACCUAACAGUUUCUCAAAUAUUAGCGAGACUGGUGGCAGGUUUUGUUAAUGUGACUUUUGUUCUUUUUUCACUAUUCAUUGAUUACUAUUCCACUGAAAACUGCCGAACACUGGGAGAAUGUGAAAAUGCUAUCUAUUGUAGUUAGGAAUAUAUCAAACUUGUAUUUAAGAUAUUAGAUUUAUACAACCUUUGUGAUGAUCUUAGUGAGAUUCUUAACCUAAUACGUGCAUGCAUAUUUUUAAAUAGACAUUGCAUUAUCCCACAUCCAAUCUAUUGAUUUCCUGGAAGGAACAAGGAACUGCAGAUGCUGGUUUACAAAAAAAAAGGACAACGUGCUGGAGUAACUCAAUGGGUCAUGUAGGGUUGCCAGAGAACAUGGAUGUGACGUUUUGGGUAGGGACCCUUCUUCAGACUGAUUGUAGGAGGCGUGAAAGAAAGCUGGAAAAGGAGGGGCAGGACAAAGUCUGACAGGUAGUAGGUUGAUACAGGUGAUUGGGGUUUUGAUAGGCAGAUGAUGAUUGGACAAAGGACAGAGAUGAAAAGACAGAGGUGGAAUCGUGGCUUGAUCCGACGAGCAGGAUCUCCGAGCAGCAACGGAGCUGGAGCUGCCGACGGUAAGGGAACCUCUGUCCCAGCGCAGGCUCGCGGAAACAGCAGAUAGAGUAAGUACAGUAUCUGUAAGCAUGGCCUCCAUUGUAUCCGGAAACAUGGUCGUCGGGCAGGACUUCAGGUCAGAUUGAAGCGCAAGGGACUCUGACCCCCCUCUCGCUACCAUCCUACUAGUCAAUGUACAAUCAUUGGAAAAUAAGGUGGAGGACCUAAGAUCCCUUACGAAAGGGAGCUGAGGAAAUGCUCUGUGUUCUGUUUCACAGAGGCAUGGCUCACCCCCAGACUCAGCAGUCCAGCCUGAAGGUUUCUCCAUCCAUCGCAUGGACCAUAUACUGGCAUCUGGGAAAGGGAGAGGAGGUGGCAGUUCUGUCCAGCCCCUGCUCUCUGGAACAUCUGGCGUUGAAAUGUCGCCCCUUCUACCUACCGAGGAAAUUCACCUCCAUCAUCCUGUCUGAAUCUCACCCCAGGCAUACGUCGUCUGGCACUGGAGGAGUUGCAUGCCGUAGUCAACAAGCAUCCGACAGCUUACCCCAAGGCGUUUACCAUCAUAGCCAGGGACUUCAACAGAGCCAACCUGAAAAAAUCUCUCCCAAACUUCCAUCAAUAUGUCUCCUUCAGCACCAGAGGAUCAAACACUCUUGACCACUGCUAUACAACCAUCAAAGAUGCCUAUAUUUCUAUCCCUCACCCUCACUUUGGAAAAUCCAACCGUUCUGCGGGGCUGCUUCUUCGUGCAUACAGGCAGCAACUGAAGAAAGCACCCCCAGAGGUGAGGAUUGGACAGAACUGGUUGGUGGAGGCAGAGGAACAACUACAGGACUGCUUGGAGUCUGUGGGCAAUGUUCAAGGACUCGACAACGGACCCAAAUGAAUUCACCACAGUCGUUACAGACUUCAUAGGAAAUGUGUGGAGGACUGCAAUUUAACAAAAACCUUCCGAAUGUUUCCUAACCAGAAGCCUUGGAUGAACCAUGAUUUCCACAUUCUGCUGAAGACCAGCUCCCGGCCAUUCAGGUCUGGUGACGCAGAGGUCUAUAAGAAGUCCAGAUAAGACCUUGACAAGGCCAUCAAAAGGGCCUUCCGUUCAAAGCUGGAGGAUGUUCAGCAACUGUGGCAGGGCUUGAAUGCCAUCACCUCCUACAAGGCGAAAUCAGGAGGCAGCUCAAACGACUGCGAAGCAUCACACCCUGACGAAGUCAAUGUAUUCUACGCACGCUUUGAUAGGGAGAACACUGAUGUG